AUGCGGGCGCUGCUGUUGCUGCUGCCGCUGCUGUGCGCCCUGCGGGCCGGCGGCACCGAGCUGACCUUCGAGCUGCCCGACAGCGACAAGCAGUGCUUCCACCAGGAGCUGGAGCGCGGCCUCAAGUUCACGCUGGACUACCAGGUGAUCACCGGGGGACACUACGACGUGGACUGCUACGUAGAGGACCCCAAUGGCAGGACGAUCUACAAGGAGACCAAGAAGCAGUACGACAGCUUCCCACACCGCACCGAAGUCAAGGGCGUCUACACCUUCUGCUUCAGCAACGAGUUCUCCACCUUCUCCCACAAAACCAUCUACUUCGACUUCCAGGUGGGGGACGAGCCACCGAUCCUGCCCGACAUGAGCAACCGCGUCACCGCCCUGACACAGAUGGAGUCGGCCUGCGUCACCAUCCAUGAGGCUCUGAACACGGUGAUCGACUCCCAGACUCACUACCGCCUGCGGGAAGCGCAGGACCGGAGCAGAGCCGAAGACCUCAACGGCCGGGUCUCGUACUGGUCGGUUGGGGAAACCCUCAUCCUCUUUGUGGUCAGCAUUGGGCAAGUGAUGCUGCUCAAAAGCUUCUUCACCGAGAAGAGACCUGGCAGCGGCGGGGCCAGCACCUAGAGCCGCAGCCGUUCUGUGCCCGAACUGCGGUGGGGAGCGGGCAGGCAGCGUUCUCCUGGGUCACGCUUUACCUCUGUUUUUCAUAAGGUGCUGCCGUGGGGAGGUGGCGGGGGGGAGCAGGGGAUGAUGUGAUGCUGCUGAGCCAGGUGGAAAAUGGUCACCCAAGCACAGGCAUCCCCCAACCAAUCCCCCCAGCGUCACCUCCCACUUUGCCAUCACCUGCCCUGCAGCCCCGUCCCCUCGCCCGGCCGGUCUGUCCCCACUCGCCAGCUCCACCGGGGAAGCGGGUGGGCGUGCUGUGGUUUGGCAUCAACACUCUGGCCCCUCGUCCGAUGCCUGGUGCACCUUCAGGGCCCAAUGUGACUGCAAGGUGCAGCCCGGCAUCCAGCAAGGCCACGUGCUGCCCACGCACACCCACCGGGGCAGGGAGCUCUGCCCAGGCUGGCGAGGGGACGGGGCAGCACUGACCCACCCAGCACCCACCUCCCGAGUGCUACUGCCCCAAGCCAAGUGCUGUUAGCCCAGAGGAGAGCUGCCCUGCGGGCUCUGUGCCUGCAGGCAGAGGAGGGGUGAGCACAGCUCCCCUUUUUUCCCUGGGGUGCUCCCACAGGCAGGGCCAAAGCCGACAGCAGCAUCCCAGGAGCCGCUGGCUCAAAAACGGAGGCGAGGUUUCAGCAGGAGCUUUUUGCUUGGUGUCUUCUAUUGCUUUGCAAGCCCCUGUCCUCACAGCGAAGCAUUUCCCAGGCCCCUCUCUGCCACAGGAGCAAGUGGCAUGCCCCGUACAAGAUGGUAUUUUCAUACUUGCACGAGUCCACCCCUGGGGCUUGGCCCCCCGCGCAUCCCGCCGUGCCCAGCAGACAGCGGGAGCGGGCACAGCUCUGCCCCACCUGUGCCGAGGAAGCCCCAUCCCUGCCCCAGCAGCAGCGUGACCCCCCCGCGCCCCUGGAACUGCGGCCCCGUUCCCUGGAGCCCCACAAAACAGAGACCCCCGCGAGAGCCCUUGGGACACCACCCUGUGCGAGAGCCCUGGGGAGACCAGCGAGCCGGCCACUGCCGCCAGCCCUCGAGCAGGCGCAGGAUCACUCCUCUGGAGCUGGAGCAGCACCACUGGCAUUUUACUUUUUGCCACUUCGUAAUAAACCCCUGCGACCGUG
Gymnogyps californianus (California condor) is the source of this 1784-nucleotide messenger RNA. It is a transcript of the gene TMED3, whose product is annotated as transmembrane p24 trafficking protein 3. The record is from RefSeq and is a predicted model, not a curated record. Lineage: Eukaryota; Metazoa; Chordata; Aves; Accipitriformes; Cathartidae. Gene Ontology annotation, cellular component: endoplasmic reticulum; COPI vesicle coat; endoplasmic reticulum-Golgi intermediate compartment. The coding region runs from base 1 to 630 and encodes 209 amino acids. The transcript has 3 exons. Gene Ontology annotation, biological process: intracellular protein transport; Golgi organization; endoplasmic reticulum to Golgi vesicle-mediated transport.